Hordeum vulgare subsp. vulgare (domesticated barley) is the source of this 1126-nucleotide messenger RNA. Its product is annotated as heavy metal-associated isoprenylated plant protein 30. NCBI's taxonomy places the organism in Eukaryota, Viridiplantae, Streptophyta, Magnoliopsida, Poales, Poaceae. The record is from RefSeq and is a predicted model, not a curated record. Gene Ontology annotation, molecular function: metal ion binding. Bases 307 to 897 code for a protein of 196 amino acids. The transcript has 2 exons.
ACCCACAUUUCAAGCCAUAAAAUGAGGAGGUAGGGAGGAAGGAAGGCAAGGUUAUUAGUUAGUAUUACCGCAGGCAGCCCACCAUCUCGUCCACCUCCUUCCCAGCCCAGAUACCAUUCCCUCCCUCCACCUCCUCCUAUAAACCAUCACGGGGACAGUCACAGAGAGAGGCAACAGCAGCAGCGAGCAAGAAGCAAACGCUCGAGCAACGCAAGGGAAAGCAUUUUCUCAAAGCUUGCCGUACGUGCAGUGCACUCUUCUCCUUCUCGCUUCCGGCGAUAUAAGCUGUUGCCGGAGUCGGCGGUCAUGUCUGUGUCGUCGGUAGUGUCGUCGUUCCUGUACGGCUGCUUCAACCCGGCGGGCGGGCGGUACCACCACCACCGCGCGGGGGCCUACUACCACAGCAGCCACCCGACGAGCGCCGACACCUUGUACUACAACCAGGGCGGGCUCGCCGGCGGCGGCCGCAGGAUGGGCCGCAGCAGCCGGCCUCUGUCCUUGCAGACGGUGGAGCUGAAGGUGCGGAUGUGCUGCUCGGGGUGCGCGCGGGUGGUGAAGCACGCGCUGACGAAGCUGCGCGGGGUGGACAGCGUGGAGGUGGAGGUGGAGAUGGAGAAGGUGACGGUGACCGGGUACGUGGAGCGGCACCGGGUGCUCAAGGAGGUGCGCCGCGCCGGGAAGAAGGCCGAGUUCUGGCCCAACCCGGACCAGCCGCUCCACUUCACCACCGCCAAGGACUACUUCCACGACCAGGAGUCCUUCCGCCCCAGCUACAACUACUACCGCCACGGCUACAACGGCGACAAGCACGGCCACCUCCCGGAGCCCCACCGCGGCUCCGACCCCGUCAGCAACAUGUUCAACGACGACGACGUCAACGCAUGCUCCGUCAUGUAAUUAACCCUAAUCAUCGUCUUCAUCGUGUCGUCUACUCGUCGUCCUCCUCCUCCUCUCGAGGUCGUCUAGUGCUCGCCGCCGGCCGCCGGCGUGGCCGGGUCCGGGAACGCCAGCGGUAGCAGCGGCAAGAAAAGGUAGACAAGUGGGCUGCAUGCUCUGCUGCUGUAAAGCUAGCGUUGUGGUAUGGAAUUGAAUGAUCAGUGGUGCCCUCUACGGGCUACACAACGUA